Messenger RNA from Solenopsis invicta (red fire ant), 4135 nucleotides. Its product is annotated as peroxisomal acyl-coenzyme A oxidase 3-like. The transcript is spliced from 13 exons. The coding region runs from base 318 to 2348 and encodes 676 amino acids. Gene Ontology annotation, biological process: fatty acid beta-oxidation using acyl-CoA oxidase; lipid homeostasis. Gene Ontology annotation, molecular function: FAD binding; pristanoyl-CoA oxidase activity; fatty acid binding. Gene Ontology annotation, cellular component: peroxisome. The record is from RefSeq and is a predicted model, not a curated record. Lineage: Eukaryota; Metazoa; Arthropoda; Insecta; Hymenoptera; Formicidae.
GCGCGAUGAUUAGUCUUCUACGAUCGGUUUGUGAGUCCGGUUGUCGAUACAGGCGCAUUCGUACUUUCUCUUCCUUCCUAUUCCUUCCAAUUCAAUCCGUUGCUUAUUUUGUGUCAAAUCGCGCCGAAUCGCAAAAGGUACGACAAACAUACGUUGAUGCACGCAUUUACGAAAUUGUGAGGAAUCGAAAUUUCGAAAUAUCUAUAGGAUUGGCGUAACACUUCAUCGCUAGCGCAAGUGCGAGGUGCGACUGGAAGUUUUACAACUACUUCUUUUUUCAGUUAUCCACGACACGUUGUGAAAAUAUUACUUUCACGAUGUCCACCGCCAAGGAAUUGAUAGCGGAUUUGCCGAAGGGACCGCUGGAUGCAUACAGGAAACGAGCAACGUUUGACUGGAAAUCAUUUAAGUUGACUUUAGAGGGAAAAGAUCGCGUGCUGUAUCAGAAAAACGUAUGGAAAGUUAUCAAGAACCACCCAGCAUUUCAAAGGCUAACGGACCCAACGAGUUUAGAUGAAAUAAGAAGGCGUUGUAACAGUCAGAUGCGUGCACUUCUUGAAAAUGGCACAAAUCUAACAGAUGGUGAGAUUGCCUAUUGCAUUUAUCAAUACGAUGGGUCGAUAGGGAUAAAAGGGGGUAUUACCUUAGGAAUGGUACCAACUAAUAUAUUCUUCCUGGGAACCGAUCAACAUUUACCUCUCAUAACAGAAUUUUACAGUGGAAAUUAUAUCGGUUGUUUUGCGAUGACUGAAAUUUCUCAUGGAACCAAUGUGAAAGGCAUGCGAACUAGAGCAACAUAUGACGUAGCAACGAAAAGUUUUAUCUUUCAUACACCUGAUUUUGAGGCUGCAAAAUGUUGGGUGGGUGGUUUAGGAAAAUGUGCAACACACGCCAUCGUAUUUGCACAGCUAAUUACACCGGAUGGAGUAAACCGUGGCCUACACGUUUUCAUCGUGCCAAUUCGCGAUCCCAAAACUCAUCUACCUUUUCCUGGUGUCACUGUUGGUGAUAUGGGUGAAAAAAUAGGCCUUAAUGGAAUAGACAAUGGAUUUCUAAUAUUUAAUAAUUACUCUGUACCACGUAGCUGCCUGUUAAAUCGCAACGCGGAUGUCAGCGAAGAUGGAAAGUAUGUCCCCACUAUAAAGGAUGAACGAAAAAGAUAUGGCUCGUUUUUGGAUGGACUUACAAUAAGUCGUGUAAGCAUUACUACGAUAUGUGCUCAUUAUAUGACCAUUGCAAUAACGAUUGCCAUACGUUACUCCGCAGUUAGAAAACAAUUUGGCCCUACAGAGGAUAAGGAAUUACCGGUUAUAGAAUAUCAAACGCAACAAUGGCGAAUUAUUCCUCAUUUAGCCGAAACAUACGCAGUAAAAAUAUUUGCGAUGGCAUUGCACCAAAAAAAUCUCGAUUUUACGCCGAUAAGCCGCCGUCAGGAUAAAAAUAAAGAUUUAAAUGCUGAUACAGUAAUGGAGAUACACGCGUUAUCUUGUGCAACAAAGCCAUUGUGUGCAUGGAUUGCUCGUGACGCGAUUCAGGAUUGCAGAGAAUCUUGUGGUGGGCAUGGGUACUUAAAAAUGUCACGUUUGGGUGACAUCAGAGCUCAAAAUGAUGCAAAUUGUACGUAUGAGGGCGAAAACAACGUACUUAUUCAACAAGCAAGUAAUUGGUUGUUAAAUCAAUGGGCUGCUGUGAUUAAAGGAGAACCUGUCAUAUCACCGCUUGGUUCUGCCGAUUUUCUUGUAAACGCAGAACAAAUACUUAGCACUAAAUUUAAUCAAACUACAGUGGAAGGUGUACUGAAGCCCGAAAAUUUGCUCUUAGUUUUUAAAUGGCUGGUUUGUUAUUAUUUGAAUAAGACAUAUCGACGUAUGAUGGAACUUAAAUCAAGCGGAAUGUCUGAUUUUGAUGUACGAAAUAAUAUCCAAACGUUUCUAGCACGAACAUUGUCUCUGGUAUAUGCAGAGCAUGUACUAAUGCUAUAUUUUAUCAAAUGUAUACAAGAUCCAAAAUGGAAACCAAACGAAAAAGAAGUACUGACAAAAUUGUGUUCUUUAUUCGGAGCGGUAACAUUGGAGAAGAGAUUGGGAGAUUUAUAUGGCGGUGGUUAUGCUUCCUCUAACAGUAACAUAGAUGAUCUUUUGCGGGAGGGAAUUAUAAUUCUGUGCAGAGACUUAGUCGACAAUGCUGUUGCUUUAGUUGACGUAUUGGCACCACCAGACUUUGUCCUUAAUUCUGCUCUAGGAAUGUCGGAUGGCGAGGUGUACAAACACAUGAAGGAGUGGAUGUUCGAAAACAAAGAAAACUUUGAACGUCCAUCGUGGUGGAAUGAAAUCCGGUCUAAAUUGUAAUAUUACAAUCAGGGACGAAUUGACAAAUUUGCUGUCUUUAGGGCGUUUGUACACUACCGCCUCUCUUCCUUUUCACAUUAAACGGAUUGUUCAUUAAUUAUGUACAUCAUUGCAAUAGGCAGAUUUGAUACAGAUUUAUGAAUUUAUUUUAUUUUUGAGUUCUUUUUGCGGCACGAUCCUCAUUAUCUCUUCUCGAAAAACUUUUCAAUUUAUUUUACUUUGUAUAGUAUAAUGUAUAAAAUGUGAUGUAUAUGUGAAAUUUUUCUUAGAAAACGUUUUACUUUAAUAUACAUAUGAUUUCGAAUUUAUACAAUAAAUUUUUGGUUCUAAAGAUUUUAUUUAAUAAUUUUUCUUUUUUUAAGUAAAUAAUUUUUUGCUCAUUUUGCCGCCCCUCAAAAUAUGGCACCCUAGGUCGGCCUUGUGGGUAAUAUGGCUUUGAUUACAAUUAACUAUGAGAAAAUAUUUCCAUUACAGUACACACAUACACACACGCACACACACACACAGAAUCUUCAAUGAAUUAACGUAUAGCCCGCGAAAACUUUUUUGGAUUGACAGCAUAAGAAUUCCAUAAUUUUAAAUCCACUUCAUGGACUAACCCAUGGAUUAACCCUCAGCGUACACGCUAUACUGGAUUCAAUAUCUUGCUACACAUGGGUGUACGGUAACCGGAUCAUUUUCAGUUGUGUAUUUCUCGAUAUCUAAUACAUGGAAUUUGAACAAUUUUUUUUUUAAAUUGAUACGCCAGAAAGUUAGGAAAAAGAAUUAAUAAAUGUGAGAAUUGAGAAAUUGAAUAUAUUUGCAAUAUUCAGGAGAGAUAGAAACGUAGUCGCGAAAAAAAACGGUCUGUUUUUAAUUCCUUGUUUCGAAAGCAAACUCUUUAGAGAAAUUUUUCCAACGGAUUUUGAAAGGUAAUAGAAUGUACUUUAAGAAAAAAUAUUGUUAUUUCAAUUGUUUUCAAAAAGUACGUUUAUUCUGUAAGAUGAAGUUAGGUGAUUCUUUAGCAUAAGCAAACAUGAAUUGGAUAGAAUGAAUCAUUCGUUUUUUAUUAUAAAACUCGAUAAAACAAAAAAAUAUAUACACUUUAAUAUAUUUUAUUAUUAUUAAUCACACGAAACAUUUGCAACAAAUUUUUGCUGUAUGAUACUUACACACUGGUUUGUCACAUUUUAAACAUUUAUACAUAGUUUUUCGAUCAAAGGUAGAUGGACAUAAUAAUUAUCUUUUUGGUUUAGCCAUUUUAUUGUCUGCCAACAAAUUACGAGAAUCUUGAUCUUCCAGAAUAUCUGUGUAAUCUACAAAACUGUUUCAUUUUCAUAAACAGCUGCACUUUUUAUACACGCGAUCUGACUACUUUCUGCUACUCUUUGCUCUAUUUAUUUAUAGUCUUGUAUAAUUCACGACGUGGACUCCAUGGCACGUGCGAGAUUCAAUUUAAUUAAUAUAAUUAUUGACUGACGCACUCAGUUUUUAUAGCAAAAAUCGGUGUGACUAAAGUUCCCAUCUACCUAUUAAUGCAGUAUCAAUUAACACCUCAUCCGUGUCGACAGUUUAGUUUUAUAACCAGUUUUAUACCAUCUCACGGUGCAUACGGUCUUAACAGAAUUUUAUUAUUGAAAGGUUUCGCGAAAACAAAAGGAAGACACGCGAUGUCCACGAUGUCCACCACCAGAGACUUGAUAGCAGAUUUGCCGAAGGGACCGCUGGAUGCGUACAGGAAACGAGCGACGUUCGAUUGGAAAUCGUUCAAGUUGGCUUUAGAUGGAGAAGAAUGCGUACGGUAUCAG